CAGGUGUGUCCCCCGCUUCUCAGCUGUGAGCUGACGCAUCCAUACCAACCGGCAGCGCGUUAAGAUGGCUGGCUCUGCCGCUGCUCCCAGCACCUUGCAGAUACUUCAGGAGGAAGCGGUGUGUGCCAUCUGCCUGGAUUACUUCAAGGAUCCCAUGUCCAUCGGCUGCGGGCAUAACUUCUGCCGAGGGUGUGUGACGCAGCUGUGGGGCAAGGAAGAUGAUGAGGAAGUCAGGGACGAAGAGGAAGAUGAAGAUGAAUGGGAGGAGGACAACGAGGCGGUGGGGCCGUCGGUGGGGGCCGUCGGUGGAUGGAGCAACUCCAUUCGAGAGGUUUUAUACCAGGGGAAUGCUGACGAGGAGUUGUUCCAGGACCAAGAGGAUGAUGAACUCUGGGACGGUGACGGUGGCGUAAGGGAUUGGGACAACGUGGAUUAUGUGUGGGACCAGGAGGAAGAAGAGGAGGAUACGGACUAUUACCUGGGAGGCGUGAGACAUGACCUGAGAACUGACGUCUACCCAGAAGAAGAGGAGGAGAUAUUGGAAGAAUACGAUGAGGAAGACCAAGAGCUGUAUCCUGACACUCACCUGCCUCCUCCCCCGGCCCCUCCACGGCAGUUCACCUGCCCCCAAUGCCAGAAGAGCUUUACGCGUCGCAGCUUUCGUCGCAACUUGCAGCUGGCCAACAUGGUCCAGAUAAUUCGCCAGAUGUGCCCCACUCCUAAUCGAGGGAGCCAGGGGAAUGAUCAGGGCAUCUGCUCCAAACACCAAGAAGCUCUGAAACUAUUCUGUGAGGUGGACAAAGAGGCUAUCUGUGUGGUGUGUCGAGAAUCCAGGAGCCACAAACAGGACAGUGUGGUGCCAAUGGAGGAAGUGGUUCAUGAGUAAAAGGUGAGCGGCAUGAGGGAAUGUGGGAUUUGAAGGGAGUGGAGGAGAAACCAGGGGACUUGGGACUUGGUAGUUGAGCCUCUUCUUUUGUGAGGGAUGGGGCACAGGGUGGAGAGAGAUGGGCAUAUGUGGACGGAGACAUUGGCUGAGGCUGACUGGCUUCCCCAGAGGAAACUGAGUAAAGACAAAAAACAGUAACUGGGAGCUAACCACUGUUGUUACUCCCUUUCAAUCUACCGAAGUAUAAGGGGGUAUAAGUGACAGACCCCCCCCACCCCCAGUACUUAAUUUCCCUCUGAUGUGAGUCCUGAGUCUACACCUGACCAAGACUCGGGGAUCCUUAAUACAUAGGAAUGGAAAGCCACAGUACUUGUAGAUAACAUACAUUCAGGACGUCAGCACAAGCAGUGUCAAAACAGAGGACUAAUACUGGUUACACCAAAAAGCCAGGUGUGAUUCCUGGACUAAUAAGAGCAACUGGACACACCCACCCUCCCAAAGUCUGGGGUCACUUUCCCACCUUCAGUAGGGCCCAUUUUCCCUGUAGAGAAAGGCAGAGGGCAUAAACAUCUUUGAUGGAUCAGAAUAAACCUCUUGGCCUGAUCACUUUCCUUACCUGGUAUUUUAUCAGAGUGGAAGUAGUUAAGGAUUUAGGAUCAGAUGACCUGGCUCUGCAAUUUAAGGUCUAAUGUUGAGCAAGUCUCAACCUCUUAGCUUUACUUUUCCCCUAGGCUUGUUAAGAUUAAAAGAGAUCAUAUAUGUGAAAGUAUUUUAUAAACCAUAAAGCGCUGAACAGAUGUUUCUUUAGUUUGGCUUUCCUCUAGUUUCCUUUCAUUUCUUUGGGUUCUGAUUUGGUUAAUACCUUGCUUUCUAGGCCUGAUCUGAGUAUUAGAAAAUUGUCUCAAUGACAGCAUGAAUACUGUCAAAAAGCCUAGAUGGAUGUGACUCCUAGCAGCACCCAAGGAGGGAGAGGUUGUCUUCAAGUCCAUAAAAGUCUUAUAAUCAAUAGCAACUGCUCACGUCUUAGUAGUGCUUUACAGUUUAUAAAAUGUAUUUCCUCAUGUUCUUCUACAGCAGUGGUUUUCAAACCAUAGAUUUUGACCAAUUAGUGGGUCUUAAAAUAAAUGGAUUAUGCCCAGCAUUAUUUUUAAAUGAAACAGAAGAGAAAAUAUCAGAGUGCAUGGGAGCACAGUAAGGGUAAGUAUUGUUUUAUGAAACUUUUAAAUUAUAUGUACACAGGUGUAUACUUGGUUUCAAAACGCAAAGAGAACACUGCCUUACAGGCAUUAUAGUUUAGAUAAUAUCAUCACCCCCCCCCCACCAGUUUCACAGCAAGUGCACAGUUAAGACACAAAUCUUCACUACAAACCACUGCUAAUUCCAUCAUAUUAAUAUGAUUUAAGGAUAAACCCUACUACCAUGCUUUCCCCCCAGGGUAAUAAUUAAGUUUGCUUAUAGAAGAAACUAUGUCCUAUAUUUCUGGGUUUUGGUACAUUGAAGCUGAGGAGAGGAGGUAACCUUUCAUUACUCUGCUAGGAUUUUUCUAGAAAGGAUUUUGAAACCAAAAAUUUAAUUGAAAGCCAAUUUAGACAAGAGAAGAGGUGGUCUUUUCAUCUGGGGAGGCCAGCUAACACUCAUUUGAAACCUCAGAAGUUAUUUAUAAAGCACCUUAGUAAGUAUAA
Molecule: messenger RNA, 2568 nt
Organism: Physeter macrocephalus (sperm whale)
Lineage: Eukaryota; Metazoa; Chordata; Mammalia; Artiodactyla; Physeteridae
Gene: TRIM52
Product: tripartite motif containing 52
Biological process (GO): protein ubiquitination
Cellular component (GO): nuclear body
Molecular function (GO): zinc ion binding; ubiquitin protein ligase activity
Source: RefSeq, a predicted model, not a curated record